Messenger RNA from Rangifer tarandus platyrhynchus (Svalbard reindeer), 360 nucleotides. The record is from the annotation of a GenBank genome assembly. NCBI's taxonomy places the organism in Eukaryota, Metazoa, Chordata, Mammalia, Artiodactyla, Cervidae.
AUGGCAGACCUAACUGAGGAAGUGGAGGAGGAGGGGGAGGAGGAAGAAGAAGAAGAAGAAGAGCUGGCGAUACACAGUGUCAAUUUGGAGGAAGAGGCGUCGAGCUCAAAGCAGAGGAAGAGAAAGAAUUCUGAGCCGUCGUCAGACGGCUUGCACCGUAAAAAGCUGUUCAAGCUCAUGAGGGAGGUAAGCUCCACCCUUGAGCAGAUUCAGGAAGUGAGGGAGCAAGAGAAGAAGUCGACAAUACUAAUCUUCUACCACCACCCUCAGAAUGAAAAGAACAAUGAAAAUCACCUGAUGGCAGAUGAAGAAAUCCCGGAGGAUUCUUCCAGCACUUCUCCCAACAAUUCUCCACAGUAA